GUAUCACCUCUUGUUUCUGACGGUUGACCAAACUGGCGUACAGGCGGUUUGCUUCAAAACAUUAUGGCGUCGAGAAGAACUUCAGCACUGCCAAGUAGUUUAAAAAGUACCUCCACUGACGCCAAAAGCUCGAAAAGUGGAAACAAUGCUAAUAAAUCCAACGUCAGUGGGAAUGGGAAGAAAACUGCUAAAUCAAGUGGGACUAUUGUCAAGUCUCGAUACAUGCAGUCUGCUGAGAAGACAUCUCUUUCAAAGAGUAACUCGCUGACCAAUGAGUCGAUGGCUGCACCACCAAGGCCUUCCUCGCCUAAGCCCAGUGGUACCAAACCGAGGGUGGGCACUCCACCAAGACGCUCACUGGCCCCACAGGCUCUAGCAACAUCAAUGAUGUCAAACACAACUGAGCCCUCACUGCUUGGGAGAAGUAUUCUGCAGUCCACUUUCUCAGAUGGACACUGCUUUCGCCCAGAGUUUGAUAUUUCAGUCAUUAAAGAAAAAACGGUGCUUGAAAAUGCAGUCGAGCCGGAGAAACAUCCAGAGAAUGAGAAGAGGAUUGUUGAAAUGCAAACAUUCCUACUGGCCUACCUCACAGCUAAGAUGGAGAGCAAUACUGCAAAGCUCAAGGCUGAGGCAGAGGCAAGAAUCAUGCAGGAGAUGGAGGAAGAGGAGGCGCUUCAUAAUGAGGUCCAGGAGAAAAAGCGUCAGUACCUCCUCAUGGAGAAAAACAGGCUAACGAAUGAGCUGCUGGAUUUACAGAUUGCUGCUCUGACUCCAGUAGCAGAAACUGCCAGGCAGUUCACAAAGGAUUACAAGUCUUUUGCCACAGCUGUUGACACCACCCGACAUGAGCUGCCUGUCAAGAAUUUCUACAUUGAUAGCGACAGAAUGGAGUUUUUAGAUAAAGCGGAGGCUUGCCUGAAGGACAGUGAGAAGCUGCUGAUGGAGUGCACAGAGGGAGAUCAUACGGACAACAGCACUUCCCUUGAGUGCCUUAGGGACAUGAAAACAACAUCAAAGGACAUCAGUCAGCAGCUGUCAGGUACAUUUUCAGAGCUGCUGGAGCUGUCAUCAUUGAUCUGCCGCCACACAGUCCAUGUCCAGCAGGCCGCUGAGGAAGAACAGCUUGGCACUGCAAGAACCCACAAGCUCUUCUGCCCCAAACAGUGAAGGACAGCACACAGCAUGGGAUACACAGUACAUGCACUUUGGAUACCCCUCAACCCCAAAUCUUCCCAGUUUGCAUAUAUUUGUAGCGUUUGUGUCUUGUCUGAUUUCUUUGCAGCUGUAUUAUAAGAUAUUGUAAAUGUUGGAUAAUGACUGAUACUGUUUUAUAGAUGGAACAUUGGUAAUAAAUACAACAACAAAAAAAUAAUAAAAUAUAAAAUGGAACAAUCA
This is a messenger RNA of Epinephelus lanceolatus (giant grouper), 1395 nucleotides long. It is a transcript of the gene haus8, whose product is annotated as HAUS augmin like complex subunit 8. The record is from RefSeq and is a predicted model, not a curated record. Gene Ontology annotation, cellular component: centrosome; nuclear microtubule; cytoplasm. NCBI's taxonomy places the organism in Eukaryota, Metazoa, Chordata, Actinopteri, Perciformes, Serranidae. Gene Ontology annotation, biological process: spindle assembly; centrosome cycle. Gene Ontology annotation, molecular function: microtubule binding.